AUGGGCAACUGGGCAACUUCUACUCUGCACAGUUUUUGAUAAAUCUCCCCCUAUGUGAUGGUAAUGUUUGUGGUCCCCUGAGGAAGUCAUUGGAAAUGUGCGCUAUGGGGAUUUGCUCCUGCUCUGGACUGUUCCUGACACGGACAGAGGUGGCAGCAGAGAGCACUGUGUCAGACUGGAAAGAACAACACAACUUCCCGUGGAGCAUACAGCAGCUGGAAGGAAUCGUCUUAACAGUGACUGAAAAGCACCAACAUCAGAAUUGGAAAGGAGCGUUUGGACGCAGGUUUACGCAAAUCACAGAGCUACUUAUUGCUCAGUCCAGCCUCUGUGUGAUCAUUUUUCCGGAAAAGGAGGAACAGAAGUAUUCCUCCAUCAGCUUGGCAGUAUAGUUUCCUGCCUUCAUUACAUAAAGAAUCCCAUUCAGAAGUCUCGCCAGGAGUCGGUCAUUACUAUUACCUGCCAUUUAUGGAGAGGAUUAGGCUAAAGCUUUCACAAAAUGCUUUAUGGACUCAUCUUGUCCUGUGCAUCUUCACCCAAAUAAUAUCUGGUUCAACUGAUUUUUCCCAGAGAGCACGAAAUCUCAUGGAGACAAACCCACUAAUCGAUGGACACAAUGACCUUCCACUGCAACUCAGAAGGCUCUACAAAAACAGGCUAUCAGAAAUUGAUUUGCGGACUAUUAAUACCACAAGAACCAAUUUGCAUAAGCUAAAAAUUGGCCAUGUUGGAGCUCAGUUCUGGUCAGCGUACGUUUUGUGCAGCGCUCAAGAUAAAGAUGCGGUAAGGCUGGCCUUGGAACAAAUUGAUGUUAUCAAAAGAAUGUGUAAAGAUUAUGAAGAACUGGAGCUUGUUACUUCAUCCCAAGGUAUUGAAAGCACAAAAAAGAUUGCCUGUCUAAUUGGGUUAGAAGGAGGACACAUUAUAGACAGCAGCCUGGGUGCCCUGAGGAUGUUCUAUGACCUUGGUGCCAGAUAUAUGUCCCUAACCCACACAUGCAAUACUCCAUGGGCAGAAACAUCUGGUGGAGGUCAACACAAAUUCUACCAAGGAAGGAAAAGCCUGACCGAUUUUGGUGCAGAAGUUGUAAGAGAAAUGAACAGAAUAGGUAUGAUCAUUGACCUGUCUCAUACCUCAUCCAACACUUCUCGAGCAGUCCUAGCAAUAUCUAAAGCACCAGUUAUAUUUAGUCACUCUGCAGUCUUUGCUCUAUGUGGGAUAGAGCGCAAUGUUCCUGAUGACAUUUUGCUUGGCAUUAAAAAGAAUAAAGGAAUAGUGAUGGUGAAUUUUCAUAAGGAUUUUAUUGCUUGCAGGAAACCAGCAAACAUAUCUACAUUAGCAGACCAUUUUGACUACAUAAAGAACCUAACAGGACCUGAAUAUAUUGGAAUUGGAGGAGAUUAUGAUGGGGUAAAUGGGUUUCCUGAAGGUCUUGAGGAUGUAUCUAAAUACCCACUGCUGAUUCAGGAGCUGCUGAGACGAGGAUGGCAAGAUCAAGAAAUUAAAGGCAUUUUGAGGGAAAAUUUCUUGAGAGUCUUUAGACAAGUGGAGAAAGUUAGAGAGGAUCUGCAAAACUUGAAAGCCUCUGAAGUAGAAAUUCCAGAAGAUGAGCUAGAUUAUUCAUGCCGUUUAGAUCUGCGGAAAUAUGAACGACAAAGUAGAAAUGCAUCUGGCUAUCAUGAAAGUAACAGAAAGAUCGGUUGAGGAUAACGGAGCACCCCUGAAUGGAGCCGAAGGCUGAUGAGCACUUAGCCUUUCAGGUCUUGGAGCAAUGGUUGUAAUUGUGUCUGUUGCCUUUAUACCCUAAAUAUUUGGUUUGUUUUGGAUUAAAGUUAAGAAAAAAAAUUAAUUAAAAACACAAAUAUCUGUUUGAUAUCUGAUAUGCUUCUUAAAAACUACUUACACAUUAACAACACCCAAAUGUAGCAACAAAAGUAAUUGUGUCAAAUGUACAAACCUAAGGGACAAAGCUGUCCCAUGUUUAGGCGGCAUAACACUCAUAUGCAAAAUAAAGUAAAAU
Hyla sarda is the source of this 2020-nucleotide messenger RNA. Its product is annotated as dipeptidase 2-like. Gene Ontology annotation, biological process: proteolysis. Gene Ontology annotation, molecular function: metallodipeptidase activity. NCBI's taxonomy places the organism in Eukaryota, Metazoa, Chordata, Amphibia, Anura, Hylidae. The record is from RefSeq and is a predicted model, not a curated record. The transcript is spliced from 14 exons. Bases 469 to 1704 code for a protein of 411 amino acids.